AAGAACGUCCACGCAACCACUCGGGACAAUUUGGUUCAACCUCAUUCUUUCUGUUUUUUCUUUCUUGGGAAACCAUGACAUUUAUCAUUUCUCUAUGAUGGAGAUCCACAUUUACUAAAACCUUGGAAGUCUCAGUGGAGGAUGGGCCUCGAGCGCCUGAAGAUUGUGCUGCUCUGUGCAGCUGCUGUGACGGUUUCUGCAGAUUUGAUGACAAACAUGCGCAGCCGGGCAGGCGUGUGGAGCAGCCGGAGCCUGCCAGAGCUGCGUGUGACACACACUGAAUCCUUAACCACGCCUUUGUUCAAGGGGAAGGAGGAACACGAACGCAGUUUGGAUCCUGAGAUGUUCUGUGGAAUCGAGUGUCAGAGCACUUUACCAUCGUUAGACCAAACCACGCAGGAGAGGAUUCUGGGAUAUGAGACUCUGCAUGAAAGUGGCGCUUGCACACACACUGACGUCAUUCUGCAGUGGAUCAAUGAGACUCUUGCACGGCGAAUGACUCCCUCAGCCGUUCACGCUCGCAAAAAACGUCAAGUUUACGGGGAAGACGGACGGUUUGUCAUCUCGGAUUCUCAGUUCGUCACCAGCUACCCUUUCUCCACGGCUGUUCGACUCUCUGCAGGUUGCUCUGGAGUCCUGGUUUCCCCCAAACACGUGUUGACGGCAGCACAUUGCAUCCAUGAUGGCGUGGAUUAUGUAGACGGCGCCAGGAAGCUUAAAGUUGGGGUGUUGAAGCUCAAGAAAAAAAGGGGGAAAAGAAGGAGAAGAGGAAAGGUUAAGAGAAGAUAUGAAGGCAGAAAGAGGAGAGGAGGGAAACGGGAUGGGAAGGGUUUUCUAAAACGAGAAAGAGGAAAACAAAAUGGCGUCAACCGCGUGCCGCGCAGUGUCGGAUCCAGAUCCCGAAUGCAGCCUGUCUUCCGCUGGACUUCUGUCAAACAAAUCCAACUCCCUCAGGGUUGGAUUCACACCAACAGCUCCCCGAUCUCCGUCUUCUCUGACUACGAUUACGCCCUCCUGGAGCUGAAACGUCCAGUCGCGCAGAAGCACAUGGAGCUCGGAGUGGCGCCCUCUGCUGCCCCGCUGGGACGGAUCCACUUCUCAAGCCAUGACGUCGACAAAAGCCUCCUGGACGGACUCGGAGAGAAGAACGUGGUUUAUCGUUUCUGCUCGGUGACGAAAGAGUCGGAGGAUUUGAUGUAUCAGCACUGUGACGCUCAGCGUGGAGCCACAGGGGCCGGGAUUUACAUCCGCCUGAGGCAGGAAGAGGGGGGAAAUGGAGGGAAAGCGAAGUGGCAGAGGAGGGUGAUCGGGGUGUUCUCAGGCCAUCGGUGGGUGCAGGUGGAGGAGGGUAAGAAAAGGGAUUACAACGUGGCGGUGAGGAUUACACCUCUCAAAUAUGCUCAGAUCUGCCUCUGGAUUCAUGGAGAUUCAAGUUUUUGUCAAAACUUUUAAACCAAGGAGUCGAAAGAAGAAAAUAAUGAAUAUUUUUUAUUUUCUUUUCCCUUAAAGUACAAUAAUGACAGUAUAAUUGUUGGUUUAUGUUAGAUGUGAUGAAACAUGUUUUUAUUGUAACAAAUUUUUAUGUCUUGCAUGCUUUGAAAUCUAUUUUUUCCCUUCAAAAUAAAGUCACUCCAUUAAACAAGGUUUUGACCCCUAAUGGAAUUAAAAAAAAAAAACUUGCAACAACUUUAGUUAAGUUUAGGGUAGCUGUGCUUAUAGAUCACCAUAAAGGUAUUUGUAAGGAAUUAAUGAGACCAUAAAGAAUAGAAUGAUCAUAAAGUAAAAAGAAUGUUCAUAAAAACAGAAUAGUAGCUAUACCUGAAUGCCUUAGCCUGUUUUAAUUUAUUGUUUUUGAUUAAUAUAACCAAGAAAAAACUUCCAAAUUCAAAAUAAACAGUCAAAUAUUGACAGACAGUCAGCAUAAUCCUAAAAUAGUAGUUAAACUUCAAAUUUGCCUAAGGAAUUUAAAAAAAAAGUCUAAUUUUGACAUCAGUCAAAGUGGCUAACAGAAAGUUAUGUCACAGUUGGUAAUGUCAAACUAAAAUAAAUAAAAAUAAAAA
Oryzias melastigma (Indian medaka) is the source of this 2060-nucleotide messenger RNA. RefSeq names its product inactive serine protease 35. Gene Ontology annotation, molecular function: serine-type endopeptidase activity. The record is from RefSeq and is a predicted model, not a curated record. NCBI's taxonomy places the organism in Eukaryota, Metazoa, Chordata, Actinopteri, Beloniformes, Adrianichthyidae. The coding region runs from base 142 to 1452 and encodes 436 amino acids. The transcript is spliced from 2 exons. Gene Ontology annotation, biological process: proteolysis.